CAAUUAUAUACGGAGUAUCUUUUAUAAAAGGCAGGUGAGACACCCUUCUGCCAACCCAGAGGUAGGUUCUACGUGUCGGUCACUCUCCGCCGGUGAAGAUGGUGGUUGCAGGCUCGCAGCAGAGCAAGGAAGGCUACACAAGCAAGCUUUCGGUGGGAGAUCGGCUCAGCCUCGAAAUGUAUCUUCCUUGACCUCUAAACUGCAAUUAAUGGCGGAAAUCAAGAAGUCCCAGCCGGAAAAUCCUUCAGGCCACGCCCGCAACGAGGUGGAGAAGCAAACCUCAUGUUGGAGAGGACGGCGCGCCCCUGAGGCAGCACUAGUCGAGUUUCAAAGCUGCGAAAGCAAGAUUCAGUGAGUAUUGACCUUCAGCUGCUGCCUGCUGGUGCACGAACAACGUGGAUGAUUCCAGCGAUUCUCAGCGGCUUCGACGGUUCCACUCUAGAUCCAGAAAACCCCAGAUCCCAUUUCUUCCUAUUUUCAUUCUUCUUUUCCUUUUUCUCUAUCGAAUCAUUUAUUUUUUGCUGAAAAUCAGUUCUCCCUUUGCCAUAUCACUAAUCCCUUUGCCACCUAGGCAUUUUAAAUGUUCUAAUACACAAUGGACUCAAUUAGCACUGAUUUGGUGAUUUCAUGUACCUCAAAAUCACACUUGCAAAAUGACGUACUCUUUAGCCCCUUGCUUACAAUUUGAUGUACUAAAUCGACACUUUUCUCAAUCUUUUAGGGUUCUCCAAUUUUUAAAGAUCUUAAUAAUGC
Molecule: messenger RNA, 753 nt
Organism: Cuscuta europaea
Lineage: Eukaryota; Viridiplantae; Streptophyta; Magnoliopsida; Solanales; Convolvulaceae
Source: the annotation of a GenBank genome assembly